Zootermopsis nevadensis is the source of this 2577-nucleotide messenger RNA. RefSeq names its product uroporphyrinogen decarboxylase (gene Urod). Gene Ontology annotation, biological process: heme biosynthetic process. The record is from RefSeq and is a predicted model, not a curated record. Gene Ontology annotation, molecular function: uroporphyrinogen decarboxylase activity. NCBI's taxonomy places the organism in Eukaryota, Metazoa, Arthropoda, Insecta, Blattodea, Termopsidae. Gene Ontology annotation, cellular component: cytosol.
CCUAUGUGUAUUAUUUUCCUGUUACUUUGUUCUUUUGUUUACCUAUGUUAUCUACAGCUUUUCUAAGGCUUAUUGCACCAUGUCUAUGAUUCUCUUUGCCAGUGAUUCACAUGGAUCUUGUCAAUAUAAGUGGAUUUUCUGUGACUGAAUAUCCUACCAAACAUGUUAUCUGGACAGCAUCUGAUCAAAGACAUCACAUAUCGGUAAUUGGCUGUUAAUUGCUAAUUCUGCUGUGAACUACAUGUUAGGAUGUAUCUAUGCCAAGAAAAGGCUAAUUGAUUCUGAAUGUCUGUUGAACGAACAUUUUAGACUUUAAUGAAUAUGAAUUUGACAUAAAAUUGACAUGUCCACUUCUGAUAAAAUUAUUUUGUAGUCGCCAUGUUAUAAGUUAAUCCCUUACAGCAUUUGCCAACGAAACCCGGCUGCCGCAAGUGUUCCCACCUCACAAGACAACAACGUUCGUAUUUUUUUUGCGAAAGAAAAUUAAGUACCUAGAUGUGGGUAUUUACUUUUGCAAAAUGUUGGUACUAUGUGUACCAAGAUCACCUGACCGAUGACAUAUAUGAUUUGAAGCACAGGUUAUGACAAACCUACAUUUGAUUCAAAGUGAGGUUGUUGUUAGGUCUGGUUAAGUUAUGGAGUUUCCAGUGCUAAAAAAUGAUCGGCUUCUACGAGCGGCACGAGGAGAGGAAGUGGACAGAGUUCCGAUUUGGGUAAUGCGUCAAGCAGGAAGGUAUCUUCCAGAAUUUCGUGAAUUACGCUCGAAACACGGUUUUUUUUCCAUAUGUCAAAAUCCAGAACUUGCUGCUGAGGCGUCCCUACAGCCAAUUCGUAGAUUCGACCUCGAUGCGUGUAUAAUAUUUUCAGACAUUCUCGUUAUUCCACAAGCUCUUGGAAUGACUGUUGAGAUGCUACCUGGAGUAGGACCAGUAUUGCCAGAACCUCUGGUUUCAUCUGAUGACAUAUAUAAACUAGAUGUGACAGCAGACAUUACAAAAAAGUUAAGUUAUGUUGGUGAAGCAAUUAGGAUAACACGUCACAAACUUGACGGUAAAGUACCUCUGAUUGGCUUCUCAGGAGCUCCCUGGACAUUAAUGGGUUAUAUGAUUGAAGGGCGUGGUUCGAAGACGUUAGCCAAAGCCAAAGCAUGGUUAUAUCAGGAUCCAAAUGCUUCUAAACAUCUCUUAAAAGUGAUAACUAAUUCAGUUGUUGAUUAUCUAGUAAUGCAGGCAUGUGCAGGGGCUCAGCUGCUGCAAGUGUUUGAAUCUAGUGGAGAACAUUUGGGUCCAGAGUUGUUCAAAGAUUAUGCUCUACCUUACAUCAAGGAUAUUUCUUCUCGUGUUAAAGGUAGGGUUAAUGAAUUGGGUUUAGAUUAUAUCCCAAUGACAAUUUUUGUGAAAGGUGGUCAUUAUGCUUUAGAAGACUUGGCAGAAAGCGGUUAUGAUGUUAUAGGACUUGAUUGGACUAUUGACCCUGUAGAAGCCAGGCAGAAGGUUGGUUCACGUGUCACUUUACAAGGAAAUCUUGAUCCAUGUGCUUUGUAUGCACCAGAAGAAGACCUUAGGAGGUACAUAAAAGAGAUGGUGAAGAAAUUUGGAAAAAGUCACUACAUUGCCAAUUUAGGUCAUGGAAUUUAUCCUGAUAUGAAUCCAGAUCGUGUUGCAGCAUUAAUUGAUGCUGUGCAUGAAGCAUAAGAUGCUAAUAAGAAUUAUUUAAGUCAAAAUAUUGUAAUGUAAAGGAAUUGAUGCUGGAAGAACUGUUCUUGCUCUAUAAUAUUUAACGUGUUCACUGUUGAAUGAUGCAUGAGUCACAUGAUUCUUGCCUUGGGUGUUGGUGGUAACAUAUACAUGUGAAUGUAGUCUCAAUGACUUUGCCUGUUUUAUGUUGUUAGCACUGCAGUUAAGUUUCUUCUUGCUACAGCGGUGCUCAGACAGGUUAUAUGUGCAUAGAUUUGGGUUUUCACUUCAGUGACUUCCCCAAGUCUACAAUUCAUGAGGGAUAACGUUCAUGAUCCUUGUAAGUCAACUUCAAAAUUACCAUAGCGUGGUGCAGAAGUCCUGGACGUUUUAAAUUAGCAAGUUUAGUAGCAGUGAAGACUAUAUUUUUCAUUGUGAUGACAUUUUUCAUAAUGUGAAGGCAAUUUUUAUUUCAAUAACUACGUAACUGGCUGGCUUCAGUACAACUUCAACAAUGAAUGAGUACUUCAUUUAUACUGAAGUUAUUGUUUGCCAAAAGAAGAAAUUAAUUUUGUUAUAUUGUGUUCUAAAGUCUCUUAAAUCAGUGAACAACUUGUGCGUCGACUGGCAUGGAUCAUGAACUACCGUUUAUCAGCAGCAUUGGUGCAUUGCAUAUCAUUGGUCUUUAUUAUGGACCCCCCUUUUUAUUUUAAGAGAAUUAAAAUGUGAUGGUAUAAUUACAAUCUGGUAGUAUAUAAGUUGAAAAAGUGUCUUUAAAUAAACCAUUAAAACAUUUAGGUUAUAACAAAUGUGUAGUUUUAACAUAAAUGACAUGUAGGAAACAUUAUAUAAUUACAUGUAAAUUUUUCAGAUGGAAACAAGUAAACUUGGAUAUUUGCAC